Molecule: messenger RNA, 1561 nt
Organism: Boleophthalmus pectinirostris (great blue-spotted mudskipper)
Lineage: Eukaryota; Metazoa; Chordata; Actinopteri; Gobiiformes; Gobiidae
Product: plexin domain-containing protein 1-like
Exons: 14
Coding region: 65-1546 (493 amino acids)
Source: RefSeq, a predicted model, not a curated record
AGAGGAGACAGACGAGAAGAGCUAUCAUUUUAUUUACAAUCAUUUUAUUUUCUGUUGUUUCAAAAUGGGCUUAAAAUUGAUGCUUCUACUUGCCUGCCUUCUCCAAUCUGAGCUGCCCAGGCUUAUGGCAAAACAACUAACAAGCGAUUUCUACAGAGUGAACACAAUGAUUUCUAGCCAACAUGGAAAGUCAAAUAGAGGUGACGCUAUUGUUGACACUGCCCUGAGUUCACCUGCUGGACAUCCCAGGAAAAACAGAGCAGUUUUGGGCCCUGGCGUAACCAUUGAGACAUUGCCAAACAAUAUGACACGUAUAGUGGAGGAUUCUGGGAAAUAUUACACGUGGAGAAGUUUGGGCCCAAAUGACCAACACACAAGGGACCUCUGGGUGGACAUGAAUGACCUCAGGCAUGGUCAAGUUAGAGUCCAUGGCAUCCUCUCAAAUGCACACAAACAAGCGGCGAGGGUGGUCCUGUCGUUUGACUUUCCCUUUUACGGUCAUUUCCUGAGGCAGAUCACCAUAGCAACAGGAGGUUUUAUUUUUGUGGGGGACAUUACACACCGCAUGCUGACCACAACCCAGUACAUCGCUCCUCUGAUGGCGAACUUUGAUCCCAGCUUCUCCAAAGACUCCACUGUACAAUAUCUAGACAAUGGGGAGGUGUUUGUGGUCCAAUGGGGAAAAGUGAGGCUCCAAGGCAGAGAGAAAGAUGGUGCAUUCACUUUCCAGGCGGCGCUCCACAAAUCUGGAACUAUCUCAUUCAGCUACAAAGACAUACCUCUGUCCUUAGAUAAGAUUGGUUCUGCAGACCAUCCCGUAAAGGCAGGGCUGUCCGAUGCUUUCAUGGUCACCUCAUCAACGGCUCCAGCUCCAGAUGGAAAACAGACUAUUUAUGAAUACCACAGAGUAGCGAUUGAGCCAUCUAAAAUUAAAAACAACUCCGCCAUUGAAUUUACUGCACUUCCAACAUGUUUGCAACAUAACAGCUGUGACCUUUGCCACUCUGCAAAUGAAUCCUUGGGUUGUAGCUGGUGCCAUGUUCUCCAGAGGUGCUCUGAUGGCAUGGACAGACACAGGCAGGAGUGGUUGGACUAUGCUUGUUUCGAAGAGAGUGAAGAUUUCACCUGUGAAGAUUAUUUCAGAGAUGAAACCUCCAUCGACCCCUCUGUGACCUCAGAGAGUGCAGGCAAAAGUGGGGUGACAACUCUGCAAAAUGGCUGCAAGAAAAAUGGACCUUCAGAUGGGACAAAAAAGAUAUUCAAAACUGGAAAUGAAAUAAAAACUGACUCUUCAUCCAAGAAGAAGGACCAUCCUAAUUUGGCUGUGAUCGCCGGUAUUAUUGUGGCUUUGGUGUUGAUUUUGUCCCUGGUUGUUGUAGCUGUUUUCAUCAAUUGCUAUCCAGCCACUGCCUCACCACUUUACCACAUUCAGCGGAGGAACAGUUACUGGCCAGCAUUGAAGUUUCAGAAUCAAAAACCAGGCUAUACGGAGAUGGAGGGAGAUGGAAAUGAGAAGUUUUGUAUUGUAGAAGCUGGACCUCAUUGAGACUAACCCCCCCCC